UCCAGGAGAUAACAUGCGACGGCGGUGUUAACGUUAACGACUUAAGUCAACAAUAUUGUGAUUGCCAUUUGCCCGUUUUUCUAAAAYCAUACUGCUAAACAUAUUAUUAAUAUGUAAUCAGAAAAUUAUACGUACAAUAAUAUAAAUAUUAUAUUAUACUACCAGUGCCAAUCACUUGUUUAGUUGAUUCAAAUCGCGUGUCCGGAGCAUCCGGAAAUGGAGUUGAUGGCCGGUGCUAGUGUAAUCAGUUUUAUUAUAAAUAGGUAUUCGUAGUUAAAAAUGUUGUUCAGAUGCAAUCACCUAGCAAUCGCGAGAAUGAACGUGUUCGUCUCACGCCGAUUGUUCGUCUCUUGUACGGUUUGUUUAUCCAAGUUUAAGCGUACAGCUACUAUAUCCGGACAGAGGAGAUGGUGCCGCGACCUCGAAUGUGUUACAGGUACACAACCUAGGUCGUACAUACAUUACACUUGUGUCAGUCAACAGACUAUGACGACGACGACGACUCCGCCAACACCGCCACCACUGCCGGACGAAGACAAGUCGCAAAGUAUCUUCCAGAGGUUCAAGAAUAUGGCCAAAAAAUACUGGUACAUUGUGCUGCCUGUUCACCUGGUUACUUCAACCAUAUGGUUUGGUUCAUUUUAUUUUAUAGCCAGCAUAUGCGAUGUGCCAGCCCUGUUGGAAAAAUUAGGAAUUCCCGAUAGUAUUAUCGACAAAGUAAGGGAUGGUAACUCAUGGACCAGUUACUUGGUCAUUGCUUAUGGUCUGUAUAAAAUUUUUACACCACUUAGGUAUAUGGUGACAUUAGGCGGCACUGGUAUGACUAUACGUUAUUUAAAAAGAAAAGGAUAUGUUAUUGGUGGUGAAACGACAUAUAUCAAGAAGCCAUAAAAAUAAUAAAGAUGCAUAUUUCUUUAUAGUUUAUUUAUAAGAAAAAUUUAAUUUGUUAAUGAAUAGA
Messenger RNA from Diuraphis noxia (Russian wheat aphid), 958 nucleotides. Its product is annotated as mitochondrial inner membrane scaffold 1. Lineage: Eukaryota; Metazoa; Arthropoda; Insecta; Hemiptera; Aphididae. The record is from RefSeq and is a predicted model, not a curated record. Gene Ontology annotation, cellular component: mitochondrion.